AUGGUGCAGAAAGCUUACGGAAACUCUUCUAUGUCUCGAACACAGGCAUACGAGUGGUAUAAAUCAUUCAAAGAGGGUCGUGAAGCGAUCGAAGAUUUGCUUCAUUCUGGACGUCCAUCAAUAUCAAAUACUGAAGAAAACGUGGCAAAAAACAAAAAAAUUGUGUUGGAAGAUCACCGUAUGACUGAAAGGGAGAUUGCUCGAGACUUAAACAUUUCAAAUGGAUCCAUUCACAACAUUCUACAUGAUAUAUUGGGCAUGAGACGCAUUGCAGCUCGACUUGUACCGAAACACCUUAAUUUUUUGCAAAAAGAAUAUCGAAUGCAUUUGCGUGAAUUCAUCC
Teleopsis dalmanni is the source of this 343-nucleotide messenger RNA. RefSeq names its product protein GVQW3-like. The annotation marks the transcript as partial. The record is from RefSeq and is a predicted model, not a curated record. The transcript has a single exon. Lineage: Eukaryota; Metazoa; Arthropoda; Insecta; Diptera; Diopsidae.